UGGAUGGGCCAUGUCCAACACUUUCUGGCUCCAAGUUGUCAAUCACAUUCUCAUGAAUCAAGCUUGACCCAGGUGAUAUUUGGUCCCAAUCAACACAAUUCUCAGCUUUUCAUCCUGUCUGCAGAGAAAAUUAAAGUACAGGGUUUUAAGCUCAUUCAGUUACCAGUAACUAGUGGGUGUGUCCUGUCUGUGUCUAGGAUUGCCAGGGUAUAUCUCCCACCCUGGUCAUGUGGCCACUCCGCAGAGCCUUUCACUCUCUCAAGAAGCAACGGUAUUGCCUCGAGGCUUCAAGGGCUUUUUGUGCUAAACUGGAAACAUCAAGUAAUGUAAGAGGAGACAGAGCUAGCAUAUGCUACCCUGCUCACUUAUUAUUGACUAGAUUCCUUUCGGUGAAGUUGUUUCAUGACACACCUAUUCUUGAAGGAAUCUUUGUGGGUAGCCAUAGUCUUUAUUCAGAGGCAGAUGCAAGAAGUAGUGGUGAUAACCUUGAUGUGGAAGGUGGGGUUUUAGAAGCUGAAACACAUGCUGCAGUUGAUGUAAUUGAGGAUAGUAAUGCGGAUGAAGAAUAUGGGGAAAAAUUAGCUUCAGAACCAGGGUUUUUGCAUGAUGAUUUGUCUGAUGCUGAGAAAGGUGUGGUUGGUGAGGACUCACACAAGAAAAAGGCUUCUUUAGAGUUGUGUAAAGCUAUAAUGGAUGCUGCAAGCCACUCUGUUGCUGGUGUUCUUGGUAAGUGGUUUGAGGAAGGGAAUGAUUUGAACAGACUCAGUACUUCUAGGAUCAUAGUUAUACUUCGGAAGUGUAAGAUGUAUGGCAAGGCAUUGCAGUUCUCAGAGUGGUUGGAGACUAAUAAACAACCUGACCUUUACGAACAAGAUUAUGCUUUUCGCCUUGAUUUGAUUGCUAAAGUACAUGGUAUCGAAAAUGCAGAGAAGUACAUUGAGAAAAUUCCCAACCACUUCAGAGGCGAAUUAGUAUACCUAGCCCUCCUAACUUGCUGUGUCCUUGUCACUAACAUGAGGAAAGCAGAGACAGUGUUCAAGAAAAUGAGGGAGCUAGAAUUUCCAAUCACUGUUGAUGCUUGCAAUCAAAUGAUCAUCCUCUACAAGAGGCUUGACAAGAGAAGGAUAACCGAUAUCUUGUUGUUAAUGGAGGAAGAAAAUCUCAAGCCAUCUCUCUUUACUUACAGGCUCUUACUAGACGCCAAAGGGGAGUCCCAUGACCUUGUAGGGAUGGAGCUGUUGUUUGAGAAUAUGAAGGCUGAAGGAGUGCUACCUGACAUAUAUGUUUUAACUGUCUUGGCUAAACAUUAUAUAUCUGGGGGUUUAGAAGAUAAAGCUAAGACUGUCUUGAAGGAAAUUGAAGAAAGAAAGCUAAAGGAAAGUACUGAGGUGCGCAGAGCAUUGCUUCCUCUCUAUGCUUCUCUUGGAAACUCCGAUGAGGUGGCUAGAAUUUGGAAGGAAUGUGAAUUGGAUCUCACGCUGAACGAGAGCAUUGCUGCUAUAGAAGCAUGGGGCAAAUUGGGCAAAGUUGAGGAGGCAGAAGCAGUCUUUGAAAUGAUGCUUCAGAGGUGGAAGAAACUCUCUUCAAGGCCUUACAAUGCGCUCUUGAAAGUUUAUCUGAACCAUAAGCUUUUGACUAAGGGGGAGGAGUUUGUGAAGCGGAUGGGAGAUAGUGGGUGCUGGAUUGGCCCUUUGGCUUGGGAUGCACUGGUGAGAAUCUAUUUGGGAGCUGGGGAUGUGGAGAAAGCUGACUCCAUUUUGCAUAAGGCAGCUCAGCAGCACAGGGUGAGACCACUAUUCAACACUUACAUGGCUGUCAUGGAAGAGUACUCAAAUCUGGGUGAUAUACAUAAUACUGAGAAACUAUUUUAUAGAAUGAAACACUGUAGACACUCUGGCCAGCUAAAGCCAUUUGAGAUUCUGAUUCGAGCGUAUAUCAAUGCUAAAUCUCCUGUUUAUGGGUUUCGAGAGAGGAUGAAGGCAGAGAACAUGUUCCCAAACAAAGCAUUUGCACAACUGUUGGCACAAGUUGAUGCAUUCAGGGAAGGAGUUUGUCCUGGGAUUGCAAGGGUUUAUGCUUAUCUCCAAGAUUCAUCAUCAGUCAUCAUGUGGCCACUCCGUCGAGCUUUUCACCCUCUCAAGAAACAACAGUAUUUCCUUGAAGCUUCAACGGUUUUUUGUGCUGAACCGGGCACAUCAAGUAAUGUUAGAGGAGACAGAUCUAGUAUAUGUCACCCUGCUCACUUAUUAUCGACUAGAUUCCAUUCGGUUAAGUUGUUUCACCACACACCUAUUCUUGAAGGAAUCUUUGUGCGUAGCCGUAGUCUUUGUUCAGUGGCAGAUGCAGGAAGUAGCAGUGAUAGCCUUGAUGUGGAAGAUGGGAUUUUAGAACCUGAAACAACCUCUACAGUUGAUGUAAUUGAGGAUUGUAAUGCGGAUGAAGAAGUUGGGGAAGAAUUAGCUUCAGAACCAGGGAUUUUGGAUGAUGAUUUAUUUGAUACUGAGAAAGGUGUGGUUGGUGAGGAAUCUCACAAGAAAAAGGCUUCUUUAGAGUUGUGCAAGGCUAUAAUGGAUGCUCCAAGCCACUCUGUUGCUAGUGUUCUUGAUAAGUGGCUUGCGGAAGGGAAUGAUUUGAACCGACUCAGUAUUUCUAAAAUCAUAGUUAGCCUUCGGAAGCGUAGGAUGUAUGGCAAGACAUUGCAGUUCUCAGAGUGGUUGGAGACUACUAAGCAACAUGACCUUACUGAACAAGAUCAUGCUGCUCGCCUUGAUUUGAUUGCUAAAGUACAUGGUAUCCAGAAGGCAGAGAAGUACAUUGAGAACAUCCCCAAGAAUUUCAAAGGUGAAUUAGUAUACCGAACCCUCCUAACUUGCUGUGUCCAUCUCAUUAACAUGAAGAAAGCAGAGGCAGUGUUCAAGAAAAUCAGGGAGCUUGAGUUUCCAAUCACUAUUGAUGCUUGCAAUCAAAUGAUCAUCCUCUACAAGAGACUUGACAAGAGAAGGAUAGCCGAUAUCUUGUUGUUAAUGGAGAAAGAAAAUCUCAAGCCAUCUCUCUUUACUUACAGGCUCUUACUAGACACCAAAGGGGAGUCCAAUGACAUUGUAGGGAUGGAGCAGUUGUUUGAGACUAUGAAGGCUGAAGGAGUGCUACCUGACAUACAUGUUUUAGCUGUCUUGGCUAAGCACUACAUAUCUGGGGGUUUAGAAGAUAAAGCUAAAGCUGUCCUAAAGGAAAUUGAAGAAAGAAAGCUGAAGGAAAGUCUUGAUGUGCGCAGAGUGGUGCUUCCUCUCUAUGCUUCUCUUGGCAUUUCUGAUGAUGUGGAUAGAAUUUGGAAGGAAUGUGAAUUGGAUCCCACAAUGAAUGAGUGCAUGGCUGCUAUAGAAGCGUGGGGCAAGCUGGGUGAGGUGGAGAAGGCAGAAGCAGUCUUUGAAAUGAUGCUUCAGAAGUGGAAGAAACUCUCUUCAAGGCAUUACUCUGCUCUCCUACAAGUUUAUGUGAACCAUAAGCUUCUGACUAAGGGAAAGGAAUUUGUGAAGCAGAUGGGAGAUAUUGGGAGCUGGGUUGGCCCGUUGACUUGGGAUGCACUGGUGAGGCUCCAUUUGGGAGCUGGGGACGUGGAGAAAGCUGACUCCAUUUUGCAUAAGGCAGUACAGAAGAAUAAGGUGAGACCACUAUUCAGCACUUACAAGGUUGUCAUGGAAGAAUACGCAAAGCAGGGAGAUAUACAUAAUACUGAGAAAUUAUUCCAUAGAAUGAAGCAGUCUGGGUACAAUGGCCGACUCAAGCCACAUGAGAUUCUGAUCCAGGCAUAUAUCAAUGCUAAAGCUCCUGUUUAUGGGUUUCGAGAGAGGAUGAAGGCAGAUAACAUAUUCCCAAACAAAGCAUUUGCACAACGGUUGGCACAAGCAGAUCCGUUCAGGAAAAGAUAAAAGCAAAAAGGUAUUAGAUUUGCUUGAUUGUUGGAGAUUGACUUUGCUAGAGUUUGCAAUAUUAAUGUCUAACUCAUGUAAGUAAUUAGUAGGUUUGUAGGAAGUACAUGAAACUGGCUCAGUUUUUUAAACUAUUGCCAAUGUAAUUUUCAAGAAGUGGUAAAAAAAAUUUUGUUGAGUCUUAUUUGACAUUCAA
Molecule: messenger RNA, 4125 nt
Organism: Quercus lobata
Lineage: Eukaryota; Viridiplantae; Streptophyta; Magnoliopsida; Fagales; Fagaceae
Exons: 6
Coding region: 228-3929 (1233 amino acids)
Cellular component (GO): mitochondrion
Molecular function (GO): protein binding
Source: RefSeq, a predicted model, not a curated record